AUGAUGCGGAACAAGCCCUCUUCUUUGAUGCAAAAGAUCUACGAUGAAUCUUAUCUGCAUUGCUCGACCGCAGUCUUCUUCGAGGGUCAGGCAAAUGAAGCAGAGGCUCUCCGAUCGUGGAAAUCUGCCUUGGACGGCAUCACCUACUUUAAAGCCUACAAACUGCCCUUCAACUAUCAACCCAAGUCCGAGACCGAGAAGGCACUGUACGAUUCUCUUCGUCAACUGGAGAAUCAAUGCAAAGAAAGAGUUGACCUUUUUGAAGCCCUCAGGCUUAGCCGUCAAGAUAUCGUUAAAGACUCUCCAGAUGACAGAAAGUCGGAAUCGGGCAGAAGACGGUUGGAGAAGUCAAGAGGAGGGCACGAUGUCACACCUACUCCGGAAAGGUCGUCGGCGUCAUCAUGGCUAGGAGACGAGACCGUAAGACCCAUGCAGAUGUCGGAACUUCCAGCUCCUACUCCCGCACUUCCUCCACGACCCUCAAUCCUCACCAGUCGAUCGAGCGAAAGGACACUGAAGAAAGAGGCCACGACGUCCGACUCCCGCAGCCAGUCAUCAUCUAGUAGAGUGCCUAGCUUGCCCGUACCUGCGACCAAAGUCUCCAGAAGUCCGAGUCCAGAACAUGGUAGGAAGACAAUGCGAACCACACUUCGCCCGGAGAAGAAGGGCUUCAGGAAGUAUCGAUCGGCUCCAAAUAAAGACAGGCUACCUGAUACUAUGAGGGCUGCCGGACUGGCGUGGGAAUCGCAGCCUCGCCUGAGUGCACAAAGUCAUCCCCGACCAGAAUCAGACCCAUCGAUAGAAGCAAGGCUCAGUGCCACCGCCGCUAGACGCAGCAUUGACCAGGAUGCCGCUUCAAGACCUAGCGAUCGCCGACGAUCUAACCCUAACCCCACAUCACCUACAUUAGAGCAAUCAUCACAGACUAACCCUCGAGAUUACUUAUAUGCAACGUCAUCAAGGUCUUCGAUGCAGAAAUCCAUGGAGAGCCUCCAGCUGGGAGAGACGCAACUCGCGCCGUCGGUCCCGAAUCUGAUUGAUUUUGAUCCUGAACCUGAACGACCACCUCCAGUACCAGCUCACGCACUGCUGCCAGGCCCAGGUCUGUCCAGGACGAGACCGAGGUCUCCCGCAUCUAUCCCCAAAGCACCUGACAUCGUCUAUCGAAAAGAAUACCCUGCCCGCCAACAUAAAGUCCCACCGACGAUUGCAAACAACAUACUUGAUAAAGCAUACCAACGAGACGACAAGCUGUCUCCUUCUAUCACGCGGAAACCGGUUGCGAACAGUGGUGCCACUCUGGAAAUUCGAGGUCGGUCACCCGGUCGGCGUGAGCAGUUAUCAGAGAGUGAGGAAGAGCCUCCGAAAUCUACGAUCAACAAGCCAAGACGGCCUCGAGCAGGUCGGACCGAAAGCGCAAAGACGAUUACCCCACCAUCGACAGAUGCCGAGUCUCUCGAAGAUGAAGGUUCAGUCUCCUCGUCAGAGAAGAAGAUGGCACACGUGCUCAAAAAUCUACCCAAGGGCUUGGAUGAGGGUUCUGCAAAGCAGAUUCUGAACGAGAUCGUGGUCAAAGGCGAUGAGGUCCACUGGGAAGACGUGGCAGGUCUGGAUGCCGCCAAGAAAGCACUGAAGGAAGCAGUUGUGUAUCCAUUCUUGAGGCCUGAUCUGUUUAUGGGACUGCGCGAACCCGCGAGGGGAAUGUUAUUGUUUGGCCCACCGGGAACUGGUAAGACAAUGCUCGCACGUGCGGUGGCGACCGAGAGCAAGAGCACAUUUUUCGCUAUCAGCGCAAGCAGUCUUACGAGCAAAUGGCAUGGUGAAUCGGAGAAAUUAGUCCGAGCAUUGUUCGCCAUGGCAAAGGCAUUGGCACCCAGUAUUAUCUUCGUGGAUGAAAUCGACUCAUUGCUGAGUUCGCGAAGUGGGUCGAGCGAGCACGAGGCGUCCAGGCGCAGUAAGACCGAGUUCUUGAUUCAGUGGUCGGAUCUUCAGAGAGCCGCAGCAGGCAAGGACACGACGGUGGGUGAUGCCAGCCGGGUUUUGGUACUUGCCGCGACAAAUUGCCCUUGGGAUAUCGACGAAGCUGCACGACGGCGUUUCGUGCGGAGACAGUACAUUCCCUUACCCGAGAAGGAGACACGGGAGGUCCAGAUCCGGACACUCAUUGGCCAUCAGAAGCAUGAAUUGAGUGGUGAAGAUAUCGAGAGGCUAGUGGAGCUGACAGAAGGGUACUCGGGAUCAGAUAUCACUGCAUUGGCGAAAGAUGCAGCAAUGGGCCCCCUGAGGCACCUGGGCGAGGCGCUGCUCUUUACGCCUAUGGAUCAGAUCCGACCCAUCCACAUGGUCGAUUUCGAAGCCAGCUUGGAAAGCAUCCGACCCAGUGUGAGCAAGAAAGGCCUGGAAGAGUUCGAGGAGUGGGCACGAGACUUCGGUGAGAGAGGCGGGUAG
Exophiala bonariae is the source of this 2448-nucleotide messenger RNA. RefSeq lists its product as uncharacterized. The transcript is spliced from 3 exons. Bases 1 to 2448 code for a protein of 815 amino acids. The record is from RefSeq and is a predicted model, not a curated record. Lineage: Eukaryota; Fungi; Ascomycota; Eurotiomycetes; Chaetothyriales; Herpotrichiellaceae. Gene Ontology annotation, molecular function: ATP hydrolysis activity; ATP binding.